Messenger RNA from Amphibalanus amphitrite, 2319 nucleotides. Its product is annotated as phospholipid scramblase 2-like. The transcript has 3 exons. NCBI's taxonomy places the organism in Eukaryota, Metazoa, Arthropoda, Thecostraca, Balanomorpha, Balanidae. The record is from RefSeq and is a predicted model, not a curated record. Gene Ontology annotation, biological process: plasma membrane phospholipid scrambling. Gene Ontology annotation, cellular component: plasma membrane. Gene Ontology annotation, molecular function: phospholipid scramblase activity. Bases 864 to 1595 code for a protein of 243 amino acids.
AGAGACGGGUGCGCCGUCCGCCUGUCAGCUCGGCCCGGGCCGGCUGCGGUGCAGACCAAGUCGCCCCUGCCUGGAACCGGGAACGGUUAGCAGGCAGCGUCACCCCGCUGCGCCGGUAGGAAGGAAGGGGCGGCGCCGGACGCGGCAGUGAAUAGUACGCCCGACGCCGGUCCACGUGGUGUGUGCAGUGUGCAGUGGGUAGUAGUCAGUGUGUAGUGGUCAGUCGUCAGUGGUCAGUGCAGCGUCUCCUGGGACAGACUGCUGAGGUGUUGGGACUCUUACUAGCGAAGGCGGCUUGAGUCUGUUUGUUUCUUUUCAGGCGCGGCCUCUGGCUAAUCUCAACGUUAAUCGCCGCCCCAGUCGUCUACGAAUCUCAAGAAGCACCGACGCCAGUCAUCAGUGUAUUAAUCGGCUAGUCGGACCAUUAGUCGCCUACCUCAACUGCCGGGAUCAUCGUUCUCACUCUUGGGGCCACCAGCGAACCUUGAUGGCCUCUCAGGCCUUUUGGAGUCACCAGCCAAACCGCAGUGUGUGUUGUGUCAGCGUCACAGACUGGUGAGGGUGGUCCAGCUGAUCUGAGUGAUCAUAGUGAUCUGUUUUACUGAUCUUUGAACCUUGUGAGCAACUUUACGAGCCUCUGGUGUGUGUCUGCUCCGUCUAGCUCGAGUCAAGUCACCCGUCCCGUCUCAGUCGGGCCAGAUCACCUAUACCUGUCUCGGUCCGGUCAGGUCACCUGCCCCGUCUCGGUCAGACUAAGUCACCCGCCUUUCUCGGUCAGGCCAGGUAUCUGCUCGUCUCGCUCAGGUCAGGGCACCUGUCCGUGUAGCCCAGGUCAGGUCACCUGCCCGUCUCUGUGUCAGGUCAUGUCAGCGGUGACAGAGCAGCCGGAGUCGGCAGCCGGCGGUGGCUCGAACGUUCCUCCCGGCCUCGAGUACCUCGUCUGUACCGACACGCUGAUCGUAUCGCAGAAGGUGGAGCUUGCAGAGGCCAUAGUCGGCGUCGAAACAGCCAACAAGUACACAGUGAAAAACGGUGCCGGUCAGCACGUCUACUUUGCUGUGGAAGACAGUUCCGGCGCUCUGCCAACAUGCUGUAGCUACCUCCGCGCCUUCAACAUACGGGUCAUGGACAGCAGCAACCGGCACGAGGUGCUGCACCUGCGGCGGCCGCUGCGCUGCCAGAACUGCUGCUACCCGUGUUGGCAGCAGGAGCUGGAGGUGAGCGCCCAGGGCCGGCUGCUGGGCACCGUGCGCCAGCGCUGGUCCCUGCUGCGGCCGCUGCUGGUCGUCUGCCGGCCGGACGGCUCCGAGGCGCUGCACGUGCGCGGCCCGGCGCUCCGCUGGGCCGCCUGCUGCGGCUCCGACUUCAGCGUGCUCUCGGCCGACGACGGCGAGGAGCUCGGCUUCAUCACCAAGACGUGGUCGGGCCUGGCGCGCGAGCUGUUCACCGACUCGGACCGCUACGGUAUCGUUUUCCCGGAGGACCUGGAGGUGGACGUGAAGGCCACGCUGCUCGGCGCCGCCUUCCUCAUCGACUUCAUGUUCUUCGAGUCGAGUCUCUGUAUCGGUGACUGCGGCUGCUGCAUGGUCUGCUGAGACCGUGUGUGCCUGGGGUGCCGUGUGCGAUAUAUGCGACGAAUUCGUUGUUCCAUGUGCCUUAUUUUGUGUACUUACUCAGAUAACACUGCCGCGAUUUUCUUUAGCUUUGAUGCUGCUUUAGAAGAUGAAUAUGUCGAAUGUCGAUGUUCCAAGAACUGUCAUGCAUAGUGCUGAGUGUUCUUUCAGUGGUUUAGAGCAUACUUGAUAAGUAUAGUCUGUCCCAAGGCAUUUGACAAACAUGAUAAAUUUGAUAAAACUACAUAUGUGUGCAUCGACUCGACAAACACACAGUUUUCAACAAAAAAAAAGAACUUCAUUGAAACCGAAAGUCGAUCUCAUUAAUGAUAAUUCUAUGCGUGGUAAAGGUCGAAUGCUACUGUCAUGAGUUCCGGUACCUCUGCCAAGCGUUAGUGCUUGAAAUUUAAGUUGAUGCAACAUACAAAAUGAUACCUAUCUAUAGAAAAGCAAAAGCAUAAAACAGUACUGCAUUUUUCGAUUUCGCGAGAAAAAAAAACGUUGGUGAGGGAAGUUAAACCCGGCGGCGAUAAAGAAGGCAGCGAAGUUCGUAGGUACGGAAUGACCGAUAGGCGGUUGAGUACAAUGUAGUUACGUAUAUGCAUUAGUGUAUGCUUAUAAUGCUUCGUAGCUCCUGUUUGUGAAAAAAUGUACUCGCAUUGUAUUAUGCGAUCGUUGAUCGAUGUAAUAAAGCUUUGCUUCUUGA